Molecule: messenger RNA, 1727 nt
Organism: Rhododendron vialii
Lineage: Eukaryota; Viridiplantae; Streptophyta; Magnoliopsida; Ericales; Ericaceae
Exons: 3
Coding region: 125-1123 (332 amino acids)
Source: RefSeq, a predicted model, not a curated record
AUUCACCCCCUACAUCACCAAAACGUCCCCGUAUUGCUGUUUUGUUUGCCUAUCCAUCCUCUACCUUUGCCAGCGGAGAGAGAGAGAGAGAGGGUUUAUCACUCUGUCCCCAAAAUCAGUUGCAAUGAAAUCAGUUACCCAACCCUUCUUCUUUUCCCUCCAAAUCCAACCGUUAAACCCCCACCGCCGCCAAACCUCCCUCCACUCUAUCUCCCCUCUCUCUCUCUCCUCCCUCAAAACCCACCCCAAACGACCCUUCCCAAUCAAAUCCCAACAAACCCACCUCAACGAAACCCAAUCCACUUCAACCCAAGACGACGGCAUCCCCAUCGACCACGUCAAGACCUUGGCCCGCUUCAAGUCCCUCCACAACCACAUCACUGUCGUCCAGGUCUCGCGCGCCGCCGACCACCCUUUCGCCGGCUCCCGCCUCCUCCUCCUCGACUCCCCCGGCAACAUCCACAGCAUCUCCUUCACCUUCCCCAACAGACGCCUCUUCACCUCCACCUACUUCGACGUCUUCGCCACCCUCCCCCCGAUCCUCCCCCCCGGCCCGCUCGCCGUCCUUGGGUUCGGGGCCGGGUCGGCCGCGAAAUUGAUCCUUGAAUCGUACCCGACCGGGGUUGUCCACGGGUGGGAGAUCGACCCCGCCGUGAUUUCGGUGGGCCGGGAGUAUUUCGACCUCUCGUGGCUCGAAAGGAAAUUCCCAGAUAGGCUUAAGGUGUAUAUCGGGGAUGCGAUGGGGGCGGAGAUUGAAGACGGAUUUUCGGGUAUUUUGGUGGAUUUGUUCAAUAAAGGGUGUUUGAUACCGGAGUUACAGGACCCAAGGACGUGGGAGAAGAUGAAGCGGAGGUUGAGGCGUGGAGGGAGGAUUAUGGUGAACGUGGGUGGGAGUUGUGUUGAAGCAGAGGAUGGAAGUGAUGGAAGAGUGGUGAUGGAAGAGAGUGUGAGGGCCUUGGAGAAGGUUUUUCCGGGCAGAGUUAGUGUUUUGACCAUGGGAAAUAGGAAUGAGGAUAGUUCUAUUGCUAUGACUGGGGAAAUGCCUGAUGUUGGUGAGUGGAAGACGGCUCUGCCUAAAGCUCUGAGGUUUUAUGCUGAUAUGUGGACUCCAUUUCAUGGGUAAAUUGGUUUUUCUCUGGUGAUGUUCUGGUUACAUCUUUCCAGGCCUUUUUGGCAGGCAGUUAGGCACAAGAGCAGGGUUCAAAUGGGCCUUGGAAGCUGAAUGAAAUCAUCGAUUGGUAUGUGCUUCAGGUGAAGGGUGAAAGUUUCUUCAGUUUGGUUAUGAGAUGAUCUUUUGACAGCCGCAGUUAUAACCUAUGGAUCGAGAGGAACCAAGGCCCGGGUCAAGCAAGACUAACAUGAGAGGCUAUCUGAGUUAUAAAAGAGAAUGGUGGAGCCAUUCCAGGAAAAUAGAGCCUUAUGCCAAGAUUGGGGUCCUUGUAAAAUCAUGAGAUCAGCUCAGGAGUUUCGUUCAGGGUUUUCUUUAGCCUCUUGUUUGUCUGUAUUGGCCUUUGCUUGAUCCUCUCGUUUGCCAGUAAUCGUUUCUGCUUGAUCCUUUUUGAUUGUGCUUGCUGUGUUGCUGAGUACUGGGUGUGUGCUCAUGUAUGGGCCUUGGUUGUAUUCCAGGGACAGCCCCUGAGAUGAUGUAUUUCUUGUUUGAGCUUUCAAUGAAAUUUGUACUUAUCAGGGAAAAAAACAUUGACGAGAAAACGGGAUAACAUUCACCA